This is a messenger RNA of Spizellomyces punctatus DAOM BR117, 1841 nucleotides long. RefSeq names its product pentatricopeptide repeat domain-containing protein. NCBI's taxonomy places the organism in Eukaryota, Fungi, Chytridiomycota, Chytridiomycetes, Spizellomycetales, Spizellomycetaceae. The record is from RefSeq and is a predicted model, not a curated record. Gene Ontology annotation, molecular function: protein binding. The transcript has a single exon. Bases 13 to 1578 code for a protein of 521 amino acids.
AAGUUCUUCAGAAUGCAUCGAACAGUAUGCCUCGGAAGCAGGAUAUAUCGGCAUACAUGUGCUCCUGCAAGACUCACGGGGUGUACAUCCCUCUGCGUGAGUUUCUCUUCAAGCCCCGCAGUUGGGCUCGCGCAAACGCCGACGAAGCCGAACACAAAAGUGCCUUCCCAACACCGACGACGUCGGACCCGCGAGCCCGAAGAUGAAGCGCCCAAGAUACCACGUUAUCGUGUGGUUAAAAUAAAUCUCGACCGUCUUCGGCAUCUCUCCGGUUGGGAGAAAAUCGAGCUUUUGCGGGAUCUAUUGAAGACGAAACAACCGGAGGAAGCCGUUCGUGUUUACACUGUUCUCAAAGAAAAUGACUUGGUCGCUCGUCUAAAAUAUCAAGACUAUCACGAACUAUUCCAUCUUCUCCUUGCAGACUCACUCCUAUACCGCGAUGUCAUUCUAGACGUGCUAUCCAACCUGCGUCGUUUUGGGUACUCUCCAUCCCCCCUCAUGUUCACCGCCCUUCUACAGUGCUGCACAAAAUGGCGAGAUCUAGAACUUGCUUCUCGCGCAUACGAGGAAAUGCUUGAACGAAAAUUGCCAGUAACUGUUGAGGCAUAUAAUGCGCUACUGGAGUUGCAUGGGAUGCCUCGGGGUAUAGGUCAACUACAGCGGGGUGCAGAACUCUGGAGGGAUAUGCUUCACCGAGGGGUGCGACCCAAUUUGGAAUCCUAUUUGAGGGCCUUGGAGAUUUUCGGCAGACUUGGUCAACUGGAAACAAUCAAGACGAUGUACCAGACGGCGUUGGAUAAUCUGGAUUUGAGGGAUUUGACGAAGGGAAGUGAGGGACGUGCUCAAAACCUCCGAAAGGAGCAUAUAGGGCAUGACCCUAAGUUGCAAUUGGAUAAUGCUUUCCUUUCUGCCCUGGUGAAUGCUGAGGCUUUCGGCGAAGCUCAAAAGUUCUUUGGCAGCUACCUAGAGCCGGGCGGGGCACUCGCGGGAGAAGGAAAUCGUUCAUCAAGACAUUUGUUGCGUACCUACACCAUUUUAUUGAAAAUGUGCGUCGGCAAGAAUGACCCUUCUACUGCAGAUUAUUAUUGGAAAGAGUUACAUCAGCGGGGCUUCCGCCCAAAUGUUGUAAUGUAUGGGCAGAUGAUCACGAUUCAUGGCAGAGCAGGAAAUCUGCAACGCGCGAGGGAGAUGUUUGAAACCGCUCAAGAACGCCUCUCUGCCACACCUGGGAGUGGAAAGCUCAUGAAGCUGCGGACUUCACUUUUGAUUGCUUACACAAAUGCAAGUGAAGUAGCGGAGGCGGAGGCUCUUUUCGAGGCCAUCAGAAGGGACUGUCAGGAAAAGGGCAAGCCGGUACUGCGCAGCGCUGUGCAAGGCAUGAUAAAAAUGUACCUCGAUGUAAAGGAUCUCGAGAAAGCUUUGCGAGUGUGGGAGCGGUCAUAUCGGCAGGGUAGAUCAGAAACGUCAGAUCUCUCGCCAAGUGAUGGGAACCACGAGGGCCUCGAAGAAGGUUUGGCGAAAAAUCUUACAAGAGAAGAUAUCAUUGCUCAGUAUCAGCAAUUGCAUCCCGAUGGAUGAGCUACGACCACAGAAUGCUCUGCCGUAUCUUAUCCUGUACAACGCGGCAAAUUCCGAUCGAAAUACUGACAAUAUACUAUUAUUGCCCUAACAGCCUUGUGACUUGUUCACUAGUGCUAGCUCAAUUCUGGUUAAUUAUUCUACGUGAGAGAGUCGCCGCGAAGCGUUUCGCAGAACUCAAUGUAAUAUAGUUCAUAUUUUGCAAUAUCAGCGCAUGAUAUAAAUAUGCAAACAGAAAAUUAUGGACAUGAAAUGAUAUCGAG